AUGAAGAAUUACUCGUUUUCGUCUCGGACUUCAUCGCGGGCUAUGGCCGCGAGGUUGGUGAACCCGGCGGCGGUUCUCCUCUUCUCAAUCUUCUUCGCGCUUUUAGCGACGAAUUUUUUCGUUUUGCCGGCGAAGGCGCUUAAAACUUCGUCGAAAACGAAGAGGAUGAUAGGAGUAAAAUCUCGAUCGGAAGAAGAGUUUCCUACUCCCUACUCUUCUUUAACCGAUAGUACUGAAAAUCUUCCUCAUGGAUUGAUGCUCACAUCGAAUGCUGCCGAAGAAGAUACAGCUUUAUCGAAUACUUCGGCUACAUACGAAACGGAGACAAGAAACGUUUUGAAGCAAGAUUCUACCUUUGAAAAGGACAUAAGCAUGGCUGGAGAAGAGAAAAAAAGCGCUUCUUCGUCGGCGCUUUUGGGCCAUUCAAAGGGCGCAAUUCAUCAUCACCAACACGGCGAGGAUGAAGGCAACAGCGACAACGAUGAUGAAGAUGAUUCUUCUACUUCGUCUACUUCUGAUUUCUACGAAUCCCUUGCUCUCGACGACGAUGCCGUCGACUUUGUCGACUACAAUACGUACGGCGCCAAAAAUGGUGACGAUACCGACAAAGUUCUCGAGGCGAUGUUGGAAAAGAAAGAUGACAUCUCUCUCUCUUCAGAUGGUAAUGCGGUCACUUCCGGAGCGCCGGCGAAGAAUGUUUUGAAGCAAGAUUCUACCUUUGAAAAGGACAUAAGCAUGGCUGGAGAAGAGAAAAAAAGCGCUUCUUCGUCGGCGCUUUUGGGCCAUUCAAAGGGCGCAAUUCAUCAUCACCAACACGGCGAGGAUGAAGGCAACAGCGACAACGAUGAUGAAGAUGAUUCUUCUACUUCGUCUACUUCUGAUUUCUACGAAUCCCUUGCUCUCGACGACGAUGCCGUCGACUUUGUCGACUACAAUACGUACGGCGCCAAAAAUGGUGACGAUACCGACAAAGUUCUCGAGGCGAUGUUGGAAAAGAAAGAUGACAUCUCUCUCUCUUCAGAUGGUAAUGCGGUCACUUCCGGAGCGCCGGCGAAGAAUGUUUUGAAGCAAGAUUCUACCUUUGAAAAGGAUAUAAGCAUGGCUGGAGAAGAGAAAAAAAGCGCUUCUUCGUCGGCGCUUUUGGGCCAUUCAAAGGGCGCAAUUCAUCAUCACCAACACGGCGAGGAUGAAGGCAACAGCGACAACGAUGAUGAAGAUGAUUCUUCUACUUCGUCUACUUCUGAUUUCUACGAAUCCCUUGCUCUCGACGACGAUGCCGUCGACUUUGUCGACUACAAUACGUACGGCGCCAAAAAUGGUGAUAAUACUGCCGCAACAAACGAACAAAUGAUAUCGGAAUAUACCUCUUCGAAAGCGGCGUUGACAACAACAUCUUUGAAACCCCUUUUAGGUGCUCCGUUCGAAUUACCGUCGGCUGGAUCAAGCUUUAACUCUGUUCCUUAUCCAAGAACCCCAUCCUUGUAUCACGGUUGGAACGGAUACGGACACCAUUAUGGUUAUUACCCGACUGUAUGGGUCAACGACGGCGUUUGUGUCGUUGAAGGUUUGCUAUCAGGACACCAUUGGGGACACAUUGGUAACUUGCCUGGUGACUGCCGCCCGUCCGGUCGAGAGAUUUUUAAUAUGAACAAUCACCAAUACACGAGUCGCGUGGAUGUCUUGUCUAACGGCGAUAUUCAUUGGAUUACGGGCGGUCAUUCUCAUGGGUGGCUAUCUCUUUCCGGGAUGACCUUCGUGACCAACGCCGGGCCGAAAACUGGAUUACCGUUCAAUAACGGCUACAAAAACUAUGGACAUUCGUAUGAAGGGCCGUAUUACUCCAAAAUCAACAACGAGUGCAUUUUAGGAGGCUUGAUUGGAGGCGGCAACGGGAAAAAUCACGUGGGCACUUUACCAGCGGGCUGUCGUCCAAGACAAGGUUUGCUUUUCAACGUGAACAACCAUCAGUGCACCAUGCGCUUACAUGUUGCGACCGACGGUAGAAUACAUAGAGAUACGGGUCGUUGCCAUGCCUGGACCUCAUUGGCUGGCGUUACUUUCCCGGCGAGCGAGGCGACAAAAACUACCUUGCAACUCUCAAACGGUUGGAAAGGCUAUGGUGGAUACUGGGGGACGCCUUACUACUCUUUGAUCAAAGGCGAAUGUAUCGUUCAAGGUUUGAUCAGCGGAAACAAGUGGGGAUAUAUCGCCACGUUACCGGAAAUAUGCAGACCAAUGAAGCGUUUGAUUUUUAACUUGAACAACCAUCAAUACACGAGUCGCGUGGAUGUACUUCCAAACGGACAAAUACAUUGGAUAAGCGGCGGUGCUCAUCACGGGUGGUUGUCACUCACGGGUAUUAGGUUUGAAGCGUUGCCGCCAUUGCCGCCCGUAGUUUCUAUUAAGAUUACUCCGGGACAGGUAACGAGUAAAGAAUUUAAUUUUGAUAUACGAGUCUCCCAUGCUGUGUGUUCUACUUCUUCGUGCUUUGAGUCGUCCGUUCAAAAAGAUGCAAAUGUGGCAAUGGGUUUGAACUGCAAAGCUUUUAUACAACCAGUGGGCGACAAUAAGUGCAAUUACGGAAAUGCUAAAGCGCACAUGCCAUGCAAAAAGUGGGAUAAUUUCUUUGACGGUACGAAAGCUUCGGACGUGCAAACGUAUUUGAGCCUCACGGACAAAGACGAUCAGCUGGCUACAGGAAAGUAUGAGAUUCUUUACAACUGCUACUACGGAGAGCAAUCUCAAACGAAGUUCAAAAGUUUGCAUACGUUUACAGUCAUGUCUGGUUGUUCUGACUGGUUACCAACUUCGUUCCGAGGCUUAUCAAUCGUUGAAUUAUUUUUACAAUCUGCCCCGGCUUUUUUGGAUGUCAAACCUCCAGAAUGCGACCAGAUUGAUCGGGUGAAGGAAUCAAUCUUUCGAGAAUUCGAUACUUUCCCGCUCGAUGGUAAGCUGUCUGCGGCCGAGAUAAGAGAUGCUUUCUUUAAACACGACGUUGACGCCACUUAUUUGGAUCGUCUCAUCGAAGAAGACUAUUUUGAAGCUCGCAACGGUGGUAUCAUGAUGAGUGAUGUUAUUUCUUCUCGAGCGUUGCCAUUGGCUUGCACGGGCACAACGUUGACGGAUGCGUCCGAUGUUUUCUUUACGAAAUCAACAUACCCUACCAUGCAAGCCAACGAAGCAGAGUGUGAAUCGAGCAAAGAAGGCGUAACUUUAGAGUGGGAUUUCAAACGCGUUCCGAGUACUAAUGAUCUUCAGUGUUUGUACACCGACGGUCAACUGUUACGCGCAUUUAAGACUGACUCAAAAAAGAAGUCCGUUCAAGCAUUUAAAGAUGAGCGUCCUACAGCAGGUGUCGGUGAAGAUGCCGUGAAAUUGGUCACGCAACUGCCUUUUGAUGUUGACUUGAAGAACAGUGUCGAUAAUUCCGGCGCGUCAACUUUGUCAAAUGUUAACCACGGUUACAUCACCUCUUCUGGCUGCGUGACUGCAACCGAAGAUGGUGGGAAAUGUUUCAAAAGAACCUCCCAUUCCACUGCUUUUGUUUUGAACGACCAAAAAGCAAUGUCGAAGUCAUCAAUAAUGACAUGGGUAAGACUAUCGCAACGUACCGGUGGUGAUCAGUAUCUCUGGUUUGCCAUGGGUUACGACUCUAAAGAUUAUCAAAAGUCCUUUGGUAUCGAUGCUUCUGGCCACGCAUUUGCGCAGUUGAACGCAAAAGUAAAGGUCACGGGAUCUAAAGUGUUGGAAGUUGAUGAGUGGUACCACGUCGCUAUGAACUUAAACAAGCAAACUGGAUUGUCUAUUUACGUCGAUGGGACUCUCGAUAAAUCUUUGGAAUCCAUCGAUAACAUUCAAAUGGACUUUCCGUUCGUGGCAUCCAGCGUGAAAAUAUUGGACGCUUUGGGAACAUUCGAUGACUUUCGAAUCUAUUCCGGUUUGCUUUCGAAGCUGCACAUUUCUUCCGUAUACCAAUGCGGGAGACGCACAUCGUGCGCGCAGUUGGCUCGAGCUACUCCACAAUCGAGACGGGUGUACUGCAUCGUUCCAAGCUACAACACGGAAAAAAUGAGCAGUGGUUUCACGCCCCCUUGCGUUGCUGGUUUAUACUAUAACGGAGCAGCUAUUGAUUUGCAGUUGUCACCGACGCAAAAGGGUGUCUUAUUUUCAUUCAGAGACACUGCUUUAGAUGAGUUAUCGUAUGAGAUACUGCGACGACCAAAUGAUGCCAUUACUGGUCCUCUGGGCAAUUACAAAGCUGUGGUGAUGAUUGACUCUGCGUUGGAUUAUUGCGCGACGACGUUUUCUUCGCUCACCUUCUUCGACGAUGAAGCUAUCAAGUUACCGGGUAAGACCUGGGAAUAUGCAAUAAAAACGAAAUUUAAGGGUGUCACCAAGAUUUCAGAUCCAAGAUCAUUCGUUACUCCUUUUUACGCAAUGUUCGAGGGUAAAGUAGUCGCCGGUAAAUCAGGCGUGCCAGUUCCGAACGUUCGUGUCUGUACUCGUUUACUCAGAGGAUCUCAAAGUAGCUCGUCUUUGAUUGACCGCGAUGCAUCCGAUAUUAACUUGGCUGCAUACAUGAAUGCGUGGCACUCAGAACAAGAGGAUCCAAACAAAAGGUCUUCUGCGUACAAAGUGACCGAUCAAGACAUAUCUUCAUAUUCUGAGUUGGAAGGUGGCGAGUGGUUUAACGUCACUCUGUCCUUAUUUUCAAAAAUAGAUCGAGUGAAUGUCUGUUCUGUGGAAGAGAAAGUUGAGCUCGAUGUCCGCGUCUUAGAUUAUUCGGAUCCUAAAGAUGAAGGAGACUUGGGUGCACCCUGCAUACUCGAAGAAAAUUAUGCCGACGGCUAUCCAAUUUUGUUCAACAUUGGUUCUUCAAUCUGCAGAACUUACGAUUGCAGAGGUACCAAAGUAGACUCAUACCUUGGUAAAGUUGUCACGGUGAAAUCUGUUUCGAGCUCGUCUCAGAAAUAUCACGUCUCAGAAAUCCAGGUCAUGGGAGUUGAUGUCGAUUGCCCUUACACUUCAUUUUCCGAUGAGGAUGGCAAUUAUGAAAUUGAUGUGUUAGACUUGAGUGGUCAAACCAUGCGAAAAGCAUACAUCGGUACCGUGGCAUUUAAAACUGAUGUUUUCGAUGAAAUUGAUACGUUGAUGGUAAAUGCCACCGGAAACAAAAACCCAGAGUCAUUUCUAAUUGCUUUAUCCCUCGAUGAAGAUCUUUUGAAGAAGAACUGGGAAACAUAUGGAAAUGUAAUGUCAGACGCGGAUGCUCUUUGCUAUCGAAGUAAAUACUCCGAUAUAAAAAAGGCAUACGGUGACGAUCUUGAAAAAAUCAAAUCGCAUUAUGACAAACACGGUAGUUGGGAAGGGAGGAGUUACCAUGGUUGCAACCCGACAGCGGAACUAGGAAGCGCGAUAGUGCCUAGAAUGGGCGCAGACUACGAAAUUGAGUGGAAAACAGGCAUUAGCUUUAACUCUGUUCCUUAUCCAAGAACCCCAUCCUUGUAUCACGGUUGGAACGGAUACGGACACCAUUAUGGUUAUUACCCGACUGUAUGGGUCAACGACGGCGUUUGUGUCGUUGAAGGUUUGCUAUCAGGACACCAUUGGGGACACAUUGGUAACUUGCCUGGUGACUGCCGCCCGUCCGGUCGAGAGAUUUUUAAUAUGAACAAUCACCAAUACACGAGUCGCGUGGAUGUCUUGUCUAACGGCGAUAUUCAUUGGAUUACGGGCGGUCAUUCUCAUGGGUGGCUAUCUCUUUCCGGGAUGACCUUCGUGACCAACGCCGGGCCGAAAACUGGAUUACCGUUCAAUAACGGCUACAAAAACUAUGGACAUUCGUAUGAAGGGCCGUAUUACUCCAAAAUCAACAACGAGUGCAUUUUAGGAGGCUUGAUUGGAGGCGGCAACGGGAAAAAUCACGUGGGCACUUUACCAGCGGGCUGUCGUCCAAGACAAGGUUUGCUUUUCAACGUGAACAACCAUCAGUGCACCAUGCGCUUACAUGUUGCGACCGACGGUAGAAUACAUAGAGAUACGGGUCGUUGCCAUGCCUGGACCUCAUUGGCUGGCGUUACUUUCCCGGCGAGCGAGGCGACAAAAACUACCUUGCAACUCUCAAACGGUUGGAAAGGCUAUGGUGGAUACUGGGGGACGCCUUACUACUCUUUGAUCAAAGGCGAAUGUAUCGUUCAAGGUUUGAUCAGCGGAAACAAGUGGGGAUGGAUCGCCACGUUACCGGACGCGUGUCGCCCUCAUUAUCGUUUGAUUUUUAACUUGAACAACCAUCAAUACACGAGUCGCGUGGAUGUACUUCCAAACGGACAAAUACAUUGGAUUGCGGGCGGUAAUCAUCACGGGUGGCUAUCUUUGACUGGAAUCAAAUUCGUCGCCGUUCCGAAAAAUGUUGUUCCACUGUCGUGGUAUUGGCAGCCUUACGGUUGGUCUUAUGGUCAAAUAACGUACACGGUGCAGGAUAACGUGUGCGAAGUCCAAGGCUUGCUGCGAGGCAACAUAUGGAACUAUCUAGCCACGUUACCCAGUGACUGCCGCCCGUCCGGUCGAGAGAUUUUUAAUAUGAACAAUCACCAAUACACGAGUCGCGUGGAUGUCUUGUCUAACGGCCAAAUUCAUUGGGUUACGGGCGGUCAUUCUCACGGGUGGCUAUCUUUGACUGGAAUCGUCUUCGUGACCAACGCCGGGCCGAAAACUGGAUUACCGUUCAAUAACGGCUACAAAAACUAUGGACAUUCGUAUGAAGGGCCGUAUUACUCCAAAAUCAACAACGAGUGCAUUUUAGGAGGCUUGAUUGGAGGCGGCAACGGGAAAAAUCACGUGGGCACUUUACCAGCGGGCUGUCGUCCAAGACAAGGUUUGCUUUUCAACGUGAACAACCAUCAGUGCACCAUGCGCUUACAUGUUGCGACCGACGGUAGAAUACAUAGAGAUACGGGCCAUUGCCAUGCCUGGACCUCAUUGGCUGGCGUUACUUUCCCGGCGAGCGAGGCGACAAAAACUACCUUGCAACUCUCAAACGGUUGGAAAGGCUAUGGUGGAUACUGGGGGACGCCUUACUACUCUUUGAUCAAAGGCGAAUGUAUCGUUCAAGGUUUGAUCAGCGGAAACAAGUGGGGAUAUAUCGCCACGUUACCGGAAAUAUGCAGACCAAUGAAGCGUUUGAUUUUUAACUUGAACAACCAUCAAUACACGAGUCGCGUGGAUGUACUUCCAAACGGACAAAUACAUUGGAUUGCGGGCGGUGCUCAUCACGGGUGGUUGUCGCUCACGGGUAUUAGGUUUGAAGCGUUGCCCAAUCCACCUCCUCCUCCUUCUCCUCCACCUCCUCCUCCGUCACCACCUCCACCUUCUCCGCCUCCACCUUCUCCUCCGCCACCACCUUCUCCGCCUCCGCCUUCUCCUCCGCCACCGUCGCCCCCUCCCUCGCCUCCUCCAUCUCCGCCGCCAUCUCCGCCCCCAUCUCCACCCCCAUCUCCACCUCCACCGACGCAUGCAUUUGUCGACGUAAAUGAUGAUAAUGUCGUAGAUAAGACUGAAUUUAUAUCUUACUGUAAAAACAGGACGAGGUAUAUCGACGCACACGUUGUGCUUCAAGAGAAGUUUUGGAAAAUUCUAGACAGAGAUGAGACGGGAACCCUGAAUAAAAUUGAGUUCACGAACGCAGUGACUGCUUUAGACAAAGGGAUUAUUUAUGGCGUGCCUUGGCUGGUUUAUCCAGCCGUUGGCACGAAGCACUUAACGCAAUUCUCGGCAAAGUAUAAGGACGUGUCUAAAAUUAAUGCAGUCUUUUCUGUCUUACCUAUUGACAAACCAGCGUUGCCUUUUUCCGAGGAAAGAUGGCAAAAGUGGUCCGAUAAGUUUGAAUCGUCUUACACAGAUUUUACGAUGGGUACUCCAUUGAAAUCUGAAAUUUCCAAAAACUCUCUUUUGGCGAGCAUGGGCGUUGAUGCUCUUCCGGAAACGAAGCUUUACGCGGUCCCUUUGGCUACUUACCCCACUUCAAAGAAUAUGAAAUUGACUAAACAUAUCGAUAAAGCAGAUCGCGUUGCUUUCUCUCACGCCGUCCACGGUAUCACCAAAGAAAUGUUUGACCCGGAUGAAGUGGAAGUGCAUGCGAUCCAAAGAUUACCGGAUGUAGUUCACGUUUUUGGCGACAAUAGUGAAAAAGUUUUACCCAUAAAACAUCUUGGGGCGGCUGGCGAAGAUAUCGAGGAUAAUACAGCUGUUCUCGUCACGGGGAUGGUACGAUUUCCAGCAUCGCGAACACAAGAUUUCGUCUGCGGCCUUCAAUUUGCAACGAUUAGUGCUUACGAGGGAAAGAAAUGCGAUGCAGAGGAGAUCGCAAGGAAAGAGUGUUCUCCGAAAGGGUACAAAUAUGAUGUUGAAGCAACGAACUAUACCGCAGACGAUUUGGGGAGAUUUGAUUUAAGCAUAACACCCGGGGAAACUUGGGCUUUUAUUGCGUCCUACGACGGUCACGAUUUAUGUUUCGGGGGAAACGAUUUAGAUGACUUUCCUUGCUCAGUGCAAAAUGAGACUUCUGUUAAGUUAUACGAAACAAUCUUCACUAAAAACAUAUACUAUGAGUUGGAAAACAUCGUAGGUGGUGAGUUUGUGGUCUAUUUUGACGUCACAGAACGGCCGGUAGAUGUUGGAUUGUACGCCGGCGCGUGCGGGACUCCAUAUACGGAAUACUCGUUAUUGAUAACGCCUGCGAACGGGUGCGGGGCACCAGUUGAAGUUUUCGAUAAAGAUAUUGUUGGAUCUACAGGCUCGCGCUUUGCAAAAGAUCAGUGGCCUUUAGUAGAUCCAAAAAAUGAAUCAUCGAACGUACGCCUUUGGCCGUAUGCGGCCAUGGAUUACUACAUUCAACUUGCUCAAGCUCCUGAUGUAUCCGCUUUAACUGAAUCAAAAAUCAUCGCUGAAUACAACGGCGCUUCAUGCACGCCGCCGGGAUCUAAUAUCAUGCAGUUCUUCCGCGAUAGAAAUGUUCUCGUACAAACCAUGUUAUUAUUAAAACGUACUUCCGCAGAAGUGAGGUACGUCUAUCACGGCUGGUUUUGCGCAGAACCAACGUUUGGUGAUAUACCGGAGAAAGCUUUGCAAACUCCAUUCACUGCGAUCCGAUCGGACGAGACGUGUCUUGGAACGGACUUGUCUAAGCACGACUUAACGCAAAAACAUUUAAUUGGAUCUUCUAAUUUGCAAUACUCCAAGGUAUCGCCGCAACUAUCCACUAUGAAGUAUGUAUCGAUGAAAGUAAUCGAAGCGCAUUAUACCGGGCCGAAUACCAUCACGUAUUGUUCAAACUUCCAGUCCAUCAUUAACGAUGUACCGACAAAGUUAGGAGUUCAAGUUCAGAUUCAACAAGAUGUCAGCCCACAAGCGAUGAAUCCUUGUCAUUCAUCUAGCGAACCGUCAGACGAGUGCGUCUUUACCGCUGUAAACGCCUCCUCGAGCUUGGUUCAAUUUGCUACCGUCGGGACAGGAAAGGAUCCAAACUCUCUCGAAAUUUCAUCGAAAGGCGCUGUUCCAAAUCUUGUCUCGCCGUACCGACGCAAAUUUCUGGCGCGCAUUGAACGUAACGAUGGAUGGGCCGUUACAAACUUGGCGGUAGAGCGCGAAUUUGUCACGGUCGCGAGUAAAAUACGUGGUGGAGGAUCUGAUCCAAGCGCUAGGUUUCAGUCUGACACGAAAUUUUAUGCGACGGCGCCUAUUCGCGGACUGGUGUACACCGUCGUUCACGACCCUCCUGGUGGUCAUUCAUUCGCUAGUAUCAUGCAAGGAACUCAUAUCGAUUUAGAGCUUGGCCUUGAAACGACGAGGGGUACCGGUAUUGAUUUCGCCGCGGACUGGGCUUUAGGAGCCGAGCUUGGCUUCAGUGUUGAAGUUCCCGGAUUAUCCGCUGGGUCAUCGUACGCCAACGUACUUCUUGAAUUCGAUGAUGAAGCUCCGGAGGGCUCAAAGGGGACGUUGGGUUUCAGCGUUGGCCAAUCGGGAGGAACUGAAUUUUCCGGCCCAGAUGUAAGUGUCUCUGCAACGACCGAUAAUGGAUGGGACUUCCAUUUUACUUUAGACAGAACAAUCAGUUCAUCGGAAGAGGAGGGAUUACCCGGUCGCGUUGGCGACACAAUCUUAGGCGGUGGAUUUGAAAUAGUCUACUUGAGAGUUGACACUGUUGACAUCCGAGACAGCUGUUUAAAAGUAAUCGAAGAAGUGCAGUGGCUUCCGAGAAAACCUACAUCGUACGUCGUUUCCAUUUUUCACGUGGAGUACAAACUAAUUCCAGAAAUCGACGGAUUAAUUGCCACCGCGAGUGAUAAAGACGCGAUAAUGACCGACGGCGAGUUUGGUAGUAAAUCCAACGAAGAGAUUAAAUCAAUCUGGAAGCACCGUUUGAAACAAUCCUUGGAGGAUUGGAAGAAAACAAUUGAAUGGUCGUCACCGGAUUUCAACCCAGAAGGCUUUUUAGCUCUUAAAACUCCAGAACAAAAGACAAAGAUGGGUGAAAUUGAAGCAGCAUUCGAUAAAUCCGCCGUUCCUUUCAGUUCCGAUAGCUCUGUCUUUGGCAGAUUAAUGAAGCCGAAUAUUGAUGAUGCGUAUGGAGCGUAUACUGGCGAUAAAGAUCGAUCGGAUUACACGGCUGAACAGGAUUGGAGGGACUUGAAUGCCGUCUGGAAAUCAAUCCCCCAAAAAGGAGCCACGGCAUCUCUGAGCUCCUUGAAACAAAGUAGUCUUGAUAUGGAUGAAAUUAUUGAAGGCGAAGGCAGCGAUCCUGACCAAGGCAACACCGGCAGAUGGUUCCCAGAUAAAGGUUCCGGGUUAGAAAGCUGGCAACUGAAGGGUGAUGAAGUUGGUAAAAAUGUAUUUACUUCUGUUGAGAAUGAUAGCGAUGCAGUGCCUGAUAGCCUCUUCUCUCGAGGUAUGUCAGAUGGCGCUGAAGCGGAUGUGCGCGCGCGCGGUGAUAUGGCUCUUGACGAUUCAUUCUUCGAAAAAGAUACAGUUGCGCAGUAUAUCGAUGCUUCUAUGUACGGAUCAAAGGCGCCUUUCAGCUUCAGUGGAGGGAACACCCACGAUCCGAAAAUGAACCCAUCGUCAAAAGGUCCGGAGCAAUCAAUCUAUUUGACGUUCUCCGGAGGCGGGCACGUGCUUGAGUUUCACUCUGAUUUAUCUUCUAAUAUCGACGGCUUUAGUUAUUCGUGGGCCAUUGAAGCUGAGGGCGGUUUUGGAGGCAGCCGGUCAGGCGAAUACUCCGUUUCCAUCGUAGAUGGAGAAGAUAACACGGGCUGGGGAAAAGGAAAAUCAAUCGCUCUCGAACAUGCCGUGGCGUGGUCAAAGUAUGGAGAUUUGGAAGUCUCGUACACACUUGGUGAUGGUGAUCCGUAUGACAAAUUCGUGGUUCAGGUUUUGAGCGACAAGCGUUUUGGGACACCAAUCUUCCGAACAAUCGGGGGCGCGUCAAAAUGCCCGGGCGAACCAAACACCAUGUGGAGAGAAUCUGGCCUAAUUAUUGAAACCGAGUGGAGCGCUGGCGCAAAUAAUAAGUUUAUCCCCCCUGGUCAAAGGGCUUUGUUUGAUCUUAUGAUUACCAACGAAUCGCCUUAUAGGGAAGGGCACAUCUAUGGGUUGUUGCUCACCUCGGGAAGUAAAUAUGCGGGCGAUUUUGGCGGGAACAUGAUGGACUUAUCAUUCUCAAUCAAUGGGGCGGACAGUCUUGCUCCUUUCCAUAGCUUAGUUCCUUUACACGACGUACCUUCGGUUGACUCCAACGGAGAUUUGAAGUAUACGCGUUUAUCCUUGAAUGUCAUGAAAGGACAAUUUGCUCAUAAGUAUUCUUCUAUCGGAGUGCAGUUGGUAUCUGAAUGUGAAUGGCAAAUGUCGAGAGACUGGUUGUACAGAUCGCCCAUCUCUUCAACAGCGUUUUUAGGCGAUUUUAAAUGGGAACGCGAGUGCCCAAAAGUUAAUUGGGAUCUGACCACGUACAAUACCUUCUUGAACGCGGUGCUUUCGAAACAAACUUCGCCGUAUGUGAAUAUGACGCUGAUGAAUCCGGAUCCAAUGAAUUUGUGGUCUGCCGAUGAGAUUGAAGGCAACACAAAACAUACAAACCAUUUGGUUCAUCCAAGUGUUGAAUUCGUUCGCGUGCAGUGGAGAAAACUGGGGGUCGGCGAGUGGAUAAAUGCGUGGGACAUGAUCGGUAAUGAUUCGGAUAUCUGGAAACGCGACGUGAAAGAUGCUGACGCGCAGUGUAAUUCGGCGCGCGGCGAAGGAUGCACUUUCAAAUGGAAUCUUCAGCGUCAGUACUUUAUGAACGGUUUGAAAGACGGAUCUUACGAAGUCAGAGCUAAAGUCUUCUGCUCCGGGUACGACUCGUUUGCAACUGCAGAUGUAAAAGGCUCUGUCACGGAAGAAAACUUGAACAUCAUCGUUGAUGUGAAGAAACCCGAAGCCAUUGAUAUGCGCAUGCUCCACAAUCGUUUCACGAUUGAUUACUCCGAGCCAAUUGUUUGUCCUCAGCUUCAAGCUGAUCACAUGACAUAUGCGAUUAGGCGCGUCAAGACAUGCGAUGGAACGAAGAUAACUUCAGGUGGUGAAGUGGACAAAAAUGACGUAUAUUUUCAUUACAAUUUUGCGUGUCUGGACAGAAAUUCUCUCAUGAUUUCUUUUCCGUACGAUGCGGAGCACGGUACUUACGAAAUCACCGUAAAUGCAGAUAAGCUCGGAAGUAAAAUAAUCGACGCGGGGAAUAAUCCUGUCGCGAAAGAGACGUUCUCGACGACGUAUGGAUGUGGGGAAACGAUAGAAGGAACACAAGCUUCUAAAGCGCCCACCACCAGCGCUCGAAGCGAGCUUGGAUCGCCGAGGACGGUGUCGUCGUCGUCGGGAGUCCAAGCGGGAAAAGAAAAUCCAUACUUUGCGAAGGGAGGCGAUUCUUCCACCGUAUUCUACUUGAAAGUGUAUGGUUUAGCUGCUACGGUCAUCGCGCUGUACGCUCUCUUCUCAUCUAAUGAACGCCGCAGCUUGUUUUACGGAAGUCCCUUCUCUCUCUUUCGAAACAAAGAUGAAAGUUCAUAUUUAGUGUCAAAGAGCGAAGUAUUAGAGAGAGAAAACGUGCAACAACGCUACGGGAGUGUGCUUUAG
Molecule: messenger RNA, 13161 nt
Organism: Bathycoccus prasinos
Lineage: Eukaryota; Viridiplantae; Chlorophyta; Mamiellophyceae; Mamiellales; Bathycoccaceae
Exons: 1
Coding region: 1-13161 (4386 amino acids)
Molecular function (GO): calcium ion binding
Source: RefSeq, a predicted model, not a curated record